Molecule: messenger RNA, 800 nt
Organism: Zalophus californianus (California sea lion)
Lineage: Eukaryota; Metazoa; Chordata; Mammalia; Carnivora; Otariidae
Gene: GSDMB
Product: gasdermin B
Exons: 3
Coding region: 36-320 (94 amino acids)
Source: RefSeq, a predicted model, not a curated record
UUCCUGGUGAGCAGCUGAGGUGAGUGGCCCCUGGGAUGGGCCUGUGGGUCCUGGGCACUGCCUUUCUGGGCACCCAGAAGAAUUCCCAGGCUGAGAGUGAGCUGAGAGCUGGCCACCAUGAUGGAGCGUCUGAGGAGCAGCAUCUCGUGGCUGAGGCCCUAGAGAAGGGGACCCUGCCCCUGUUGAAGGACCAGGUGGAUCUGUCCUGGAGCAGAACUGGAGUGAGCAGCCCCAUGAUAUGGGCUGGGACCCUGACGCACGACUUCUCUGUGCCCUCUAUGUUGCUCUCUCCCUCCUGCUGCAGCUGGGUGAGAAGCUGACCUCAGUGCCUUCCUAACUAUCUGUUAGCCCUUGAACCAUUCUUCCCACAAGCCUCUGGGUGCUCCCCUCUCAGGCCAUCCCUGACCCCCAGUUCCCCCCCACCCCCCCCGACCCCCGUCACCAGAACAGUGUCUUUAUAACAAACAGCCGACUAUUUUGCAAUACAUUACUUCCCCUACAUGAUAAUGUCCAAAAAUCAGCCUGGAUUGUAUGCAUGGGCUUCUGACUAAAAGUGGCAGAUUGGUCAUAUUAAUUUUCUCUCCCUCUUGAAACCUCACUAAAUAAAGUAAAACAAUAGAAAAGAUGUAAACACACAAUGAUACAGAGAACGGGGCAGCAGAUAAGAGAUUCUAACACAUCUGGGCGCCUGGGUGGCUCAGUUGGUUAAGCGACUGCCUUCGGCUCAGGUCAUGAUCCUGGAGUCUCGGGAUCGAGUCCUGCAUCGGGCUCCCUGCUCAGCGGGGAGUCUGCUUCUCCCU